AUGGCCAGCGACGACUCCACAAACGGUCCGUCGCUGCUCUUGUUCGAUCUGCUUCCCUCGCUUCUCCUGCGAAAGAUUCCCACGAGACUACGAUCGCAUUCCGCAUCCGCCCCUUCAACAACAUGCCCAUCUCGGCCUCUUAGCCAAGCCAGUAUGGACAGCGUCACGCCACCGCCCUCUUAUCAGUCGAAUGUCGAGGAGAUGGACCUCUCGGAUGAACAGCUUCCAGCAUUCCGCUCGUUUCCUAUGAGUGCUGCGCCCAGCCGGCACUCCAGUUCUGGCAGCACCACACCAACGAACACAAGGUCCGAAUCAAAAAGCGGUAUUCAGUGGAAAUAUGCAAAUACCGGAUUUGCACUCUUAUCGCUCGCAGCGCAAGAGGACGCAAAUGCAACAGCUUCAAGUACACGGCUUACGCGCAGAGAAUAUAUCGACGGUGUGGCAUGCAUGCUACGUGGACUACCUGCAGAGCUUACGGAAGACGAGGAACUGAGCAUACAAGAGGCGAUACCAGCGGCUAUGGGCACUGCAGCGAUCGAAGAGCAGCGGAUCGCUAUACAGCAAGGAUCUGGAGCAAGAGCCAGGCAAUCGACUACGCCUCAACGUCGGCAGUCGACUUUACACCGAUGUGUGGCAGAGAUCACGUUAUACGUCUUCCUGACGGUAUCGUUCGUAUUGCCAUAUCUACAGCUGCUGCUCCGGCAAGCGUACCAGUUCGACCGCAAGCACAAGAUCAGCGACAGAGUACUCGCACAGAGCGUCAUAGCCGCAGACAUGAUGGGCAAGCGCACCAUCACCAUGGCCUCCAGCAUCUGCGCGAUGAACGACGGCAAAGUCGGCGACUCGAUGAAGGAGAUUGGCCUUUAUCUCGUGCAAGGCUUCAGCGCUGGUGUUUACGAUGGCGUUGGAGAAGGGAUGCAGAAGAUGGGGCUUCGCGGUACAGACGCUACGAUGAGCCGCAAUGCUGCUUCUCUUGACAUGCGGUAUACGCGGAACAUGUGA
Molecule: messenger RNA, 1002 nt
Organism: Zasmidium cellare ATCC 36951
Lineage: Eukaryota; Fungi; Ascomycota; Dothideomycetes; Mycosphaerellales; Mycosphaerellaceae
Exons: 2
Coding region: 1-1002 (333 amino acids)
Source: RefSeq, a predicted model, not a curated record